Molecule: messenger RNA, 2224 nt
Organism: Periophthalmus magnuspinnatus
Lineage: Eukaryota; Metazoa; Chordata; Actinopteri; Gobiiformes; Gobiidae
Gene: clcnk
Product: chloride channel K
Exons: 19
Coding region: 1-1980 (659 amino acids)
Biological process (GO): chloride transport; transmembrane transport
Cellular component (GO): membrane
Molecular function (GO): voltage-gated chloride channel activity
Source: RefSeq, a predicted model, not a curated record
AUGACUGCCCCACUAGCUCUACAGCGCAGUCCAAACCACAGGGACAGACUUCGAAAACUAGCAGGACACAAAUCUGUGUGUCUGUUGAGGCUGAAGAUGUGUAUGGAAACCCUGUGUGGACUGGAGUGGUACUUCUUUGCUGCUGUGGGCAUCUUGACAGCUCUGCUCAGUGUACUCAUGGACCUCAGUGUGACAAAGAUCAUCACAGCACAUCAUCGGGUCUACCUGAAUCUGGAAGGAAGUGUCCUCCUCCAAUUCCUGUGCUGGACUCUUUACCCAGCAUGCCUCUGUGCUGUGGCCUCCUGGCUCUCUCAUUACGUCUGUCCCUUUUCCACAGGCUCGGGAAUACCAGAAGUGCGUACUAUGUUGGCGGGUUUUGAAGUGCCGCACUACCUGUCCGUUACCAACAUGUUCACCAAGUGUCUGGGUCUGGUGUGUACCCUGUCUGGGGGCAGCACUGUUUUCCUGGGCAAAGUGGGCCCCUUUGUGCAUGUGUCCACUAUGAUGGGAGCGUAUCUGAGCCGCCUGCACACUCACAUUCAAGGCCAAAACAAGGAGGAUGCUGGAGAUCAGAUGAUGGUGGUGUCAACUGCGGUGGGCGUGGCCAGUUGUUUUGGAGCUCCCAUCAGUGGUGUGCUGUUCAGCAUUGAGGUGGCGUGCUCUCUCUUUCCCCUCAAACAUUACCUGCCCUGUUUCCUGGCGGCAUCCUGUGGAGCUCUGACCUUCCGGCUGUUUGCUGUGUGGAGCGGAGAGGAAGAGACUCUACAGACUAUGUUCAAAACAAACUUCUCCACAAAGUUGCCAUUCUACCCACUGGAAAUCCUGAUUUUUGUCUUUCUUGGAUUGCUCUGUGGAGCAGUGAGCUGUCUCUACCUCUGUUGCCAUCGUCGGCUCCUGCGUUACACCAGAACUAUGCCUGUCUUGAUCAGGAUGCUAACGACAGAGAAAGUGCUAUAUUCUGCGGGGGUGGGCUUCCUCCUGGCCUGUGUCACCUUCCCUCACUUUGCUGGACAGUUCAUGGCCUCAAAGUGCACAAUGAAGCAGAUCCUCACCUCUCUUCUGCACUCUAAGUCUUGGCUGUCCCCAUCCCAGAAUGCAUCAGUUUUGGAGCUGGCGCCCUGUGUGGACUGGACCUCCUCAGUGCUCCCUGUACCCCUGCCUCUAAUCAUCUUCCUGCUCCUCAAAUUGUGGAUGCUACUGCUAGCCUGUACCCUGCCCAUACCAGCGGGAUACUUCAUGCCGGUCUUUAUCUACGGUGCAGCAGUGGGAAGGCUGGUUGGAGAAAGUCUAGCCUACGUGACGUCAGGCUCAAACUGGACUGCAGUGAAUCCAGGAGGCUACGCUCUGGCAGGUGCUGCAGCCUUCUCCGGAGCUUGCACUCAGAGCCUGUCCCCUGCCCUCUCGGCCAUGGAGCUGACAGGACAGUUCUCUCACACUGGGCCCAUUUUUAUCUCCACUCUGAUCGCCAACAUGGUGUCUCGGGCAGGGCAGCGACCAUCUUUUUAUGAUAACCUGUCCAUCAGCAAGAGACUUCCCCACCUGCCUUCGCUGAAGAGGGUCUCUCCCAGGCUGGCGCUCACCCCUCUUGGACAGCUGCUGAGGGCUCCGUCAGUCCUGCUCCAGAAGGCAGCCAGACAGGCAGAGGUCCAGACUGCUGUCAGCACCAGCUCUCAGGCUGACGUCCCUGUGGUGGACUCUGAUGAGACGCUGUUUUUACUUGGAUACAUACCCCGCUCUGAGCUGAUAGAGUUUAUCGUUGACGACCAGGUAAAGAAUCUGGGGAGAUGUCUGGAAGAAGUGUGCUGUGUUCAUUAUCCCUCCAUCCUGUUGUCAUCUCACAGCACUGUUCAGCAGGCAUAUACAGUCUUGAGUGUGAGCAGAGAACAAACCUUGUUUGUGACUGAUGGAGGAAAACUGAGAGGAGCUAUAACAUGGCCAGAGUUGAAGAGGAUGCUGGAGGACCUGGCCCAAGACAUCUGAAAGCAGGAAAUGAAGAUGUUCCCUCUGAUCAAACAUGGCCUGCUCUAGGUCUAAUUAGCGUGUAGUGUAGUACCAGCAGCAUGUCCCUGUGAGCAAAACAAACAAACCCCUUGUUCUCCUUCAUCACGACCCAUUGUCUUCUGCUGCUGUUGUGAUUAUCAGGUCAUUGUUUCUGAGUAGAUAAGUACUAUAUAUCCACCCAUGGCUGCAGAUAUUAACAGAGUGCACUCAGAUAGAAGGUAAA